GCCAGCUCUACGUCGCCUGGCUGUUGCACAGCUAGAAACUUCGCGUCUUGCCCUACCACGUGGAACAAUGCAGAGAUAAGCAUGUGUAGUGCUCACUGCCACGAAUUGUUCGCCUUGCAGGAAACGAAGACCACGUGUUAGUGUGAACAAGGCGCCACGUUACGUAAUUAUUUAGAACAAGUAUUUCAGUUAAAAUUCCGUGUACGUUAUUACGGAGCCUGAAAGUUGUAUAAAACUCUGUGAAACUGGUGUUUGUUUAUACAUGUGAUCAAUGAAAGGAGGUGGAACUUGUGCUUACCAAUAGAAUCAUAUAAUUUAAAUACGUCAUCGAAGUCGCGCCAAAAAGGAACAGCUGGAAAGAUGAUGAAACUGCCGUAGAAGUGCAUCAGACACAAUCCACGACAACUGAGUGACAAUGUCUAUCAAGAAAAACAAGCUGUUAGCCUCAGGGAAGGAGACAUUACGGCCAAACAGUGACAUUAAGCUAAAGAAGGAACUAGGACUUUUGGAUGGUGUUGCUAUUAUUGUUGGUAUAAUUAUUGGAGCUGGUAUAUUUGUGUCUCCGAAAGGUGUUCUGAAGAGUUCGGGCUCCAUAGGACUUGGCCUUAUCGUGUGGGUCCUAUCCGGCCUUCUAUCCAUGAUAGGGGCAUUAUGUUAUGCCGAAUUGGGGACUAUGAUACCGAAAUCGGGCGGUGAUUACGCGUACAUUAACGAGGCGUUCGGACCGCUGCCAGCCUUCUUGUAUCUUUGGGUGGCGCUGUUGGUUCUUGUUCCCACGGGCAACGCCAUUACUGCCCUUACGUUCGCCCAGUACAUUCUGCAGCCCGCAUGGCCCACGUGCGAGCCUCCCUAUGAAGCUGUACGCCUUCUGGCAGCCGUCAUCAUCUGUCUGUUAACAGUUAUUAACUGUUACAAUGUGAAAUGGGCAACCCGUGUUCAGGACAUAUUUACAGGAACCAAGAUACUUGCGUUGGUUAUUAUUGUCAUUGCUGGGAUGUGGGUCCUAGCUUCUGGAAAAACAGAGAACUUCAAAAACCCAAUGAGUAACACCAACCCUGAGCCAGGUUUUAUAGCACUGGCUUUCUACUCAGGCCUCUUCUCAUAUUCUGGUUGGAACUAUUUAAACUUUGUAACAGAGGAGUUAAAGGAACCAUAUAAGAAUUUACCAAGAGCUAUUUGGAUCUCUAUGCCCUUGGUAACAAUAAUCUAUGUUCUAACAAAUAUUGCAUACUUUGUUGUGCUUACAAGGGAUGAGCUGUUGGCAUCAGAUGCUGUUGCAGUUACAUUUGGGGACAAAUUGCUUGGGGUAAUGUCCUGGAUUAUGCCAUUCUUUGUUGCUUGUUCAACAUUUGGAGCCCUCAAUGGAGCCAUAUUUGCAUCAUCACGGCUGUUCUUUGUUGGAGCUCGUCAAGGACAUUUACCAAAAGCAAUUGCACUCAUCAACAUUGAUAGGUUCACGCCUGUACCUUCAUUAGUCUUCCUGUGUUUCAUAACAUUAGUACUGCUGAUCAUCAAGGAUGUGUAUGUGCUCAUCAACUAUCUCAGCUUUGUGGAGGCUUUGUUCACAACUCUGUCAGUAUCAGGGUUGCUCUGGCUCAGGUGCAAAAGGCCAGAUGCUGAACGCCCUAUCAAGGUAAAUAUAAUAUUCCCCAUUAUCUUCUUUAUUAUCUGCUUGUUCCUGGUUACACUUCCAUUUUAUGUCAGCCCCUGGGAGGUAGGCAUUGGACUGGUUCUCAUCAUAUCUGGCAUUCCAAUGUACCUCAUCUUUAUCUACUGGAAAGACAAGCCUCUGUGGUUAAUCCGGAUAUCUGAUUCGUUCAAUCUUGUCUGUGCCAAAAUGUUCCUGUGUGUCUUGGAGGAUGGGAAGAGAAAUCACUGAAAGUUGCGAAGGCAAAGUGAAGUUCUGUGUGACAGAAUGACAGGAAACAUUCCUGGCAAUUGUGACUAUAAUGAGACAAUAAUACAUGGAGUUUCUUAUAAAACUGUAUUUAAGAGAUGUUAAACAUGUAAGCAUGAUGUAUGAUUUGUGAAAAGUAUUGACUAUGAAUGUUUUACAGUCAGCUUCAUCAAGUAAUGAAUUUUUCUCAGAUGAUCAUCCCGUGUCAGUACGGAGUGGAUGUUGAACAUUUCAAAGACGGCCUCCAAAAUGAGGACAUUUACUCCAUUCUGACACAGCAAAUUGCCUGAGAAGAUUUCAGUGCAUUUACAAACCAAAAGGAUCAAAUAUUAUGAUUGUUAUCAUGUUGAUGCAAUAAUAAAUAAGUUAUUUCAUAUGGA
This is a messenger RNA of Cryptotermes secundus, 2277 nucleotides long. It is a transcript of the gene mnd, whose product is annotated as Y+L amino acid transporter 2. The record is from RefSeq and is a predicted model, not a curated record. Bases 416 to 1879 code for a protein of 487 amino acids. Gene Ontology annotation, cellular component: membrane. Gene Ontology annotation, molecular function: L-amino acid transmembrane transporter activity. NCBI's taxonomy places the organism in Eukaryota, Metazoa, Arthropoda, Insecta, Blattodea, Kalotermitidae. Gene Ontology annotation, biological process: amino acid transmembrane transport. The transcript is spliced from 9 exons.